GACUUGACAGUGGUGCUUCUGCCGGUGCUGAACGCAGUGGAUAUCAGCCGGAUACAAAUUUGCAAAGAUGGCAUCUGCAACAGCGACCUAUGGCCAGAAGGAGUCUUCAGACCAGAACUUUGACUAUAUGUUCAAAAUCCUUAUCAUUGGUAACAGCAGUGUAGGCAAAACAUCCUUCUUGUUCCGCUACGCUGACGACUCCUUCACGCCAGCCUUUGUCAGCACGGUGGGCAUCGAUUUCAAGGUGAAGACCAUCUACAGGAAUGACAAGAGGAUCAAACUACAGAUCUGGGACACGGCUGGUCAGGAGCGAUACCGCACAAUCACUACAGCUUACUACCGAGGAGCGAUGGGCUUCAUCCUCAUGUAUGACAUAACCAACGAGGAGUCUUUCAACGCUGUUCAGGAUUGGUCGACUCAGAUUAAGACGUACUCAUGGGACAACGCCCAGGUGCUGCUGGUAGGAAACAAGUGCGACAUGGAGGAUGAGCGGGUGGUGAGUGGAGAGAGAGGUCGGCAGCUUUCUGAACACCUUGGUUUUGAGUUUUUUGAGGCCAGCGCCAAGGAUAACAUCAAUGUGAAGCAGACCUUUGAGCGUCUGGUUGACAUCAUCUGUGAAAAGAUGUCUGAGAGUCUGGAUGCUGGCGAUCCCGCCGUUACAGGAGCCAAACAGGGGCCCCAGCUGACAGAGCAGCCUGCUCCUCCUCACCAGGACUGCGCAUGCUAAAGCUGACAAACUCCCCAAACCUUCCCCUUUUGUCUCUCCUUCAGUUGAACCCUACGUCCUGUCAUCUGUACUUCCCCUCUUCCCCUUUCCAUUCCUUUUCCUACUUCUUUCUGUAGGAUCAUUGGCCAGUCUUCACAAGAACCAGGUCGAAAAGUGUCUGAAACACUCUGGGAUGCUGGAUUGAUGAUUGAGGUGCGUUUCCCUCUGGUUUCUCCUCAUAAAGGAACCAAUAGAUGGUGUUUACAUCAGGGUGUGGUUGAAGCUACAGCAAGUUCAGUCAAACCGGAGUGUUUCAAACGCUACAGGUUCUUAGAGGUUCCCGACCCAUCUACUGUUGUUUUCCCGUUUCUCAGUGUGGUUUUACAAGAAGGAUUUGACGGCGUACAUCCUCAGAGUGCCAUUUAAAUCCUUCCAAUGUUUACAGUACUGUGUUUAAUGUCAGUCAAAUGUCUUAAAAAGAUGCCAGCCUUCGAUUUGGUGAACAUGAAGGCCAAUGUGGCAUUUCACGUCGGAAUGACUAUUCAGCUGAGAUCUACUCAACAUCAGAGUGUUACAUUUUGUAAAUUAUUCUGGACACACACAGAAUCAUCAACACAUGGGCUGGUUUGUACGAUCCAGUUGUCUUUUGAACCCGCAUUUCCCAGUUGAGCAACAGAAGUUGUAAAAAAAAAAAAAAAAAAAAAGACAUCCUACAAAAACUCAAAGUCACUGUUCCAAGUUUAUACUUGGAAAACCUUCAGGACUCCUGAGAAUUGAACAUUUCUUAGUGCAGCAUGACAUGUUAUUGCAAAAUAAUCUUUCUGCAAAGCCUUUACAUUGUUUUUCAACAUGAAAUGUUGUGAUUGACUGAAACGCUGUUCUGAGGAAGUGGCACUAUUAAGAAAAUUACAUGAAUCAGAGUUAGGAAUUCCGUGUUCCUUGACAACUGGAGCGUACCAUUUGUUUUUGUUUUUUGUUUUUUCUUCUUUUUUGCUGGAUUCAGUAUCUUAUUACAUACAGACCACUGUACAAUUUAGUUUUUGUUUAUUGGUUGUUUUGUUUUGUUUUUUUUUACCAUACAUCUGAACUUUUUUCUUUCAAGCUUUUUUUUUAUGAUUUUGCAUAUCUUCAUCAAGCUUUCUUUUCAUAUUCUAGUGCCCUGUUUAUUAUUUUUAUACAUUAAAAACACAGGGUGGGGAAAAUAUGAACAAACUAUAGCUGAGUGAAAAAAUAGCAAAAAAUACAAAACAGACUAAAA
Molecule: messenger RNA, 1964 nt
Organism: Salarias fasciatus (jewelled blenny)
Lineage: Eukaryota; Metazoa; Chordata; Actinopteri; Blenniiformes; Blenniidae
Gene: rab3ab
Product: RAB3A, member RAS oncogene family, b
Exons: 5
Coding region: 68-727 (219 amino acids)
Molecular function (GO): GTPase activity; GTP binding
Source: RefSeq, a predicted model, not a curated record